CGCGCGGACCACCCCCGAACCUCGCUCCGCACGAUGAGCAACGGCAGCUUCGGCCAGGCCGCGCCCUCGAGCGGCGGCGGCGGCGGCACGUUCAGCGACGACGUCGACCGGCUCUUCUCCGCGGCGGAAGUCCGCGAGGGCGGCCUCGCGGGCGCGCGCGACGAUCUCGACUGGAACACCCUGGACGAGUCCGUGUGGCGCACGCUCAAGCGCGACGUGGACCGCGUCGCGUCCAACACGCUGCUCGUCCUGAACCCCAUGCGCGUCGCGCGCGACCCCACGCGCCCGAUGCGCGAGUGGGACCUGUGGGGGCCGCUCGUCUUCGUCCUGCUGUUGGGCGUGUGCCUGUCGCACGGCGACGGCGACGACGCGAGCACGGUGUUCAGCGUCGUGUUCGCCACCGUCGCGUUCGGCGCGGUGGCGCUCACGAUGAACGUGCUGCUCCUCGGCGGGCACAUCAUCUUCCUGCAGGCUAUAUCGCUGUUGGGGUACUGCCUCGUGCCGCUGAACGUCGCGGUGUUUCUGAUGUUUAUCUCCGAGAACGUCGUCUGGAGGACGCUGCUGGUGUGCGGCGCGGUGGCGUGGAGCUCGUGGGCGAGCGUGCCGUUCGUGUCCGCGGCGGUGCCCGCGGCGAGACGCGCGCUCGCGGUGUACCCGGUGAUCUUGUUCUUGAUAUCGCUCGGGGUGCUCGCGGCGGUGAGCGCGUGACUGGAGGAGGGGUCGGAGACGGGACGGGGCGAGACUAUUCGCGCAUAUAUUAGGACGUAGGUAGGCGACGACGCGGCGUGGUUUAGAACACGCGUCGCGAUGAUAAUGAAAAUUUCCUAGGUACUCUU
Molecule: messenger RNA, 836 nt
Organism: Micromonas pusilla CCMP1545
Lineage: Eukaryota; Viridiplantae; Chlorophyta; Mamiellophyceae; Mamiellales; Mamiellaceae
Exons: 1
Coding region: 34-708 (224 amino acids)
Biological process (GO): endoplasmic reticulum to Golgi vesicle-mediated transport
Cellular component (GO): trans-Golgi network; membrane
Source: RefSeq, a predicted model, not a curated record